Molecule: messenger RNA, 1356 nt
Organism: Elaeis guineensis (African oil palm)
Lineage: Eukaryota; Viridiplantae; Streptophyta; Magnoliopsida; Arecales; Arecaceae
Product: reticulon-like protein B12
Biological process (GO): response to bacterium
Source: RefSeq, a predicted model, not a curated record
AUACACAAGAGGGCACAAGGCUGACUUGUAACCCAGCUCCCCUCGUCUUCUUUCCAGGCUGGCAUCAUAGAUUCAGGAUGAGCAUCCUUCAUCCUUCGCGUACGAUCGACAUCGGAAAGAGUAGAAGAAAUGAGAAGGGUAGAGGAGCGAUGCUACCCUCAGCCACCAAUCCCACGAAAAAUCGGAACCGGUCUUCUAUUUUUCAAAUCGAAGUGGAGAUAGAAGUGAUUAGCGGCUUUAUUUUGCCUUUCGGCUGGAGUCAGAUUCCACCAGCCCCACCACGCCCCUUUUCCCUCUCUAAGCCACUCCAUUACCCUUCGCACUGCCGAGACCAAGGAGACGGAACGGCAGGCCUCUUUUCGCCUCCAAAUUUUUGGAUCCAUCCAUGGGCACCUCUGUUGGAUUUUUUGGGAGGCAGAGAUCCGUGCACGAGAUCCUCGGGGGAGGAAUCGUUGCAGAUGUGAUGCUGUGGAGGAGGAGAGACAUAACGGUGGGGAUACUGCUUGGAACCCUGGCCGCUUGGGUGGUCUUCGAGAGAUCUGGAUAUACUCUGCUGUCGUUUGCUUCAAAUGUUCUGCUGCUCUUGAUUUCCGUUCUCUUUGUAUGGGCGAAAGCAGCAACAAUUCUUAACAGGCCUCCUCCACCAAUACCAGCGAUGCAUCUAUCAGAAGAAGCCAUAAAUGAAGUGGCAGUUUUUGUGCAUUCUCUUUCAGAUAUGGCGUUGUCAACUUUUCAUAGGAUUGCACUUGGAAAGGACUUGAAGCUUUUCUACAGAGUAGCAAUAUGCUUAUUGUUGAUAUCCAUUAUUGGCAGUUUGACUGAUUUUCUUACUCUGGGUUACACAAGCCUUGUCAUCAUCCUAACCAUCCCUGCACUGUAUGAGAAGUAUGAAGAUUGCAUUGACAGAUACGUGCAAUGGGCUUACACAGAGUUGCUGAUGUAUGAGAGAGUAUAUGCCAAGUAUUUUAGCAAAGCUAAGAAUUGGAUCCUGGAGAAAAAGAAACUACUCUAAUGGUGUUUAUUAUAGGUGUGAUUGGGGAAUUCUGUCUCCUGUUUUCCUGUUGGCCCAUGUUACUUUCAGAGGUUCGAGUGCUUUAUGUGGCAGUAUGAGUGAUAUGUUCGGUUGGGAGGAUUUUGAAGAACUUAUUUUCUCAGGUUUGAGAGCAAGUUUUAUUCAUCAACUUAAAUGUCUCGAGUGGUGGGGAACGACAAUGACUUUAAGGUAUGGAUUUCAUGAAUUUCUGUACCUUGGACAACCAGAAACUCCAAGUCUGUACUGAUGGAUUUGCGUCUACUGAAGCGUAAAGCGGUGGUAGAAUUUUAUUCAUUGUUUCCAAGCUAUGCAUUUUAGGUCCA